Molecule: messenger RNA, 1191 nt
Organism: Prorocentrum cordatum
Lineage: Eukaryota; Dinophyceae; Prorocentrales; Prorocentraceae
Source: the annotation of a GenBank genome assembly
AUGCUCGCCUUGUCCUCCAAGCCUGCUUUGGCGACGCCCGCCCUCGUGGCCCUGCUCAGCCUGCUCCAGCGCGCGUUCGUCCCCGUUGCUGACGUCCAGGAGGGCUUCCUGCCAGAGCUCCGCGCCGCCGCCGAUCAAGACGGCGUGCCGGCAGCGGACACCACGGCCCUGCGCGGCUGCUGCGGGGAGCCCGCCGCCUUCCGCUGGGUGCUGCCAGAGGCGCCCGCUCGCGCGGGCGAGCUGCUGCGCACGCGCCUGCUGGCCGUGGACGCGCAGGGACGGCCCGCCCGCGCCACCGCCUGCGCCACCCUCCGCGUCAACGUCAGCCUGCAGCCCCGCCGGCGGCUGGGCUCCUUCCUACAGCUGGCGCUGCAGAGAGAGCGUGCGACGUGGCGCCGCCGGCCCGCUUGCAGGAGCGGCCACGCCCGCGCGGUGGGCGUGGCGGCCUGGCGAGGCCACGAGUUGCACCUGGAUCUCGUCAGCGAGGUUGCGGAGGAAGCAGAUGUCCAGGUCCGCAUCGCGGGGCCAGACCCGAGCAGGCCUGCCGGCAGCGCGUGGGGCGGCGCCCGGGGUGCGGAGCUCCGCGAGAAGGCGCCCAACCUCCCCGCCAAGGGCGGCAAGAAGAGCGAGACUGGUACGGUGUAUCCCCCGCCGCUUUUCCUAGCCAAGCUCGUGAUGCAGGAGCGAAUGACGGCCAUCAGCGGACCAGGGGCGUGGGAGGCGCGAGCCCUUGAGCCGCUCAGGGCGAGGGUGAACGCGACAACUGACUGGUUAGUUUUCGACAUCGAAAGUACUGGUCGAGAAAAUUGGGGAUACGCAGAGGAGGCUCAGACGGAGAUGGAGGACGGCAUCGGGGAAGAGGAGAAGGUGGAGGGCCCAGAGAAGAACAAGAAGGAGUAUCCAGAGGCUUGUCCUUGGGAGAAAGUGGACAGUGGUAGAGGGGAAGCGGCCGAUAACCAUGGGUAUACAGUCGAGGCAAAGCUCGGCAAGAGGUACGUCGAUUGCGUAGUGAUACAGAUCGACGCCCUGCUGAUUACGGUCCGAUGGAAGGACGGCCGAGAUUCCACGGUAUGCAAGGCUAUAAGCUGGCGGAAGCCGCAAAGUCUAGAACAACCGAGCUCCAGCGUGGGUUCGGCGCACCUCGGGCCUGCCAGCCCGCCGCCGUGCGGGGCGCGGGCGCGCGCGGGCUGA